Molecule: messenger RNA, 636 nt
Organism: Cavenderia fasciculata
Lineage: Eukaryota; Evosea; Eumycetozoa; Acytosteliales; Cavenderiaceae
Gene: rbm8A
Product: RNA recognition motif-containing protein RRM
Exons: 1
Coding region: 1-636 (211 amino acids)
Biological process (GO): RNA splicing
Cellular component (GO): nucleus; cytoplasm; exon-exon junction complex
Molecular function (GO): mRNA binding
Source: RefSeq, a predicted model, not a curated record
AUGGAAGUUGAUAAAGAAGAUAAACCAGUUGAUAGAGUCAUUGGUGAAGAUGGAAAGGAAAGAUUAUAUACAGAGGAUAUUAGAAAGGGUGUAUUGCCAUCACGACAAAAAGGUCGUGGUCAUGACGACUCGGAGGAAAGAGAUACCGAUAGUAGAUAUGCAGGUUCAGAUGGUGUGUUUCAAGUAUUGGAUAAACAAGAAGUAGAUAUCACACCGGGUGAACCAAUCAAAUCAAUAGAAGGAUGGAUCGUCAUCAUUGACAACAUACACGAAGAGGCUCAAGAAAGCGAUUUGCGCGAUCUCUUUGCAGAAUAUGGACCCAUCAGAAAUAUACACCUAAACUAUGACAGACGUACUGGUUUUAGUAAAGGUUAUGCUUUGAUUGAAUACGAGAAACAUCAAGAGGCUGAAGAAGCCGUCAAACAAAGUGGAAAAAUACAACUAGCUGGCAAAGAUCUCACUGUCAAUUGGACAUUUGUUGGCGGCAAACCUACAAGUGCUACUGGUGUCAUUCAUUUUAGAACAAAUAGAUCAAUAAAUAGAGAAAGAGGUGGUGAUCAAAAUGGUGGAAGAUCAAGAAGAAGAGAAUCUGGUGGUGGAAAUAAUAAUAGAAGGAGAAGUGAUAAUAGAGGUUAA